CUUUGACACGUGAUCCUGCUAUAGUCACUUGGGUCCUUCCUUUACUUCUAUAUGAAAAUCUGGAGUAACCUUGACGAUCCUGAGACCUAAUUCAACAACAGGAGCUCUGCAUAUCUACAGGGAACAUUUGACUCCCCCAGUCCACUAUCCAGCUGAUGCUGCAAGCAGCUUUACAGCCAGCGCCUUGAAACUCACGAGGAUUUAUCAUGAGAUCUCGUCCCUUAUAGCAUCAAGUCACUGCAAGAUAUCACAGGCACCAGAAACAUUCAGUACCGCCGUGUAUUUCUUCCCUCCACAGUGUAGCAAGUGACGCUGUGGUGGAGCGUCUGUUUAAAGGGAAAAGUCACGUUUCACAUCUUCAUGCCCAGAUCUCAAUUCCAGCAAAUAGCUUUGCUUGACCAGGGCUGAGGAAGAAGCUUCGAAAGAGCGAAGAACUUAUUUUUGUUUUCAACGAAAGAGGCUUGGGUCAGAUUUUUUUUUUCUUUAAGGCAACUGAAAAAGCUGAUCCAGGAAGCUAACACUUCUUAGUGAAAGCUGCGCAGUGCACAGUUAACAGCUCAGGAAAGUCAACUAAUGCUACACAGAGCCAGCAUUCCAGCAGCAAGGAGUCUCCUGUGGGAGGGAAUCGCGACUGGGAAUUCAGCUAGAUGUCAAAGAGGAAGCUGCUUCUUUUGGUGGACGUGGCUCUUAUUUAGCACUGGGUUUGUGUGCAUCCCUCUUCAGAAAAUCACCUGGAAAUCCACUGUGCCUCCCUUUCUCAGCAAGCGAGGGCUGCUGUACAGAGCAUCUCUGCUUCUCGGUUUGGCUUACAGCACGGGGUUUUGUUAAAGAGGAGAGUCUUUUUUUCCAUUCACAGAAGGCUGCUGGCUUACACUCCCAGGAAAAUUAAGAAGAGCCUGUCCACGCAUCCGAGCCAACCAGUCCAGUUCACUCAGAAGAGCAAGUCCAUAUGGCAUAAGCCCUGGUGGGUUGAGAAAACAACUGCCUGAACAAGAGGUAUAUCUAUAUCUAGAUGCAAAUUUUUUUCCUGAUUACUGUUUCAAGGAUUAAUGAUGUGAAUGUGAUCCAGGGAGCAUUAAAGAAGCAAACUCACUGAGCAUGGAAGUGAACUGAAUUGCUGCCUUUACGUGUGUACAGAAUGUGGCUGGAUUGCAGCCCCUUACACAUGGGAACAUUCCUCUUCCACACCAAAGACUGACCCGUUUACUCGCUUCUGAUCCACCCCUGGAGGAAGACAAUCGAAGCAAGAACAUGUAUAGUGAAUUGUUAAAUUCAACCAGUGCCACGGAAGCUCACCUUAUUCAGACCAACACACCCUACCUGAACAGCACACAGAGACCAGUAAGCUCCUCUGCUUUUUAUAUGUCAACAGCCAGGGUGUUAAAAGAAGGGGAAAUAAAUAAGCCAGAUCUGGUGACCCACGUUGUUCUGUUUUUCUUCCUGCUCUUGACUGUGACCGUAAUUGUGCUCUUUAUUAACUGUCAGUUGAAACAUUCUUUUUUUGCUACUCUGCCUUAUGACAGAUCACUCAGAGAAGCAAGGAGUACAUGGAGGACACAAGCGGUCUAAAACCAGAAAGGGGAAGCCUUGUUUAAUACAGUUUUGCUUUGAUAUUUAGCACUAGCAUGAGCCAGAAAACCCUGUGCAAUAAAAUGCGAUUUCUUUACUCUGUUAGGUGGAUCCAAUCCCCUUUAAAUAAUAUUCUGAGUUUCAGUAUUAAGAGAAACAAUUCCCUGCAGGGAAAAAAAAUUGCUGUAUGUAUAUUAGACUAGAUGUAAAUACAAAAAAAAAGUCCUUUUAUGAAUUAAAAGGGGAAAGCAUUGGUAUGUUUAAUUUAUGUGCAGAGAUACAUCCAAAAGAAAUGCAUGGCAGAUAGUAGAAGCCUCUGUUUAACUCUGUAUGUAUGCAAAUUUCAUCACUGACCCAUUCAGUCAAGGUACAAUGGCAUUUGCUUUGACAAUCAUCUCUAAUUUGUACAUCUGGUGGAGCUGUCGCCUGUUUUGGGGAAAUCAUGGCAUCAAAUGUAGAAAUGUUAUUAUAGUUACUUCAGGGCCACAAUGAGGAAAUCAAUCUAUGUUACAGACCCAUUUAAUUUUAUUGUUACUAGAAACAUGUGGCAACGUAAUAGAAGAUAUUUCUGAUAAAGACCAUAAGCCAAACAUGCUGCUAAUUUUAUUUAGUAACUCUCCUGUGAUUCUGUUCACUGGCAUUCUUGAUGAGCUAGUGCAGUGAUACUCUGACGUCAGUGGUUCAGGUGUCAAAUUAGCAAUCAACUUUACCCAAAAGAUUCACAGUAGGGUGAAUUUGUUGUUUCAUUUGCUAUAGCACUGUUCCUAUUUAAACAGUAUAACAAGGGGAACUAUUUAGUGCAUAUAUUAGAUAUAUACAUUAUUUUCAGUACAAAAUUACUUAGAGGAAGUUCAUAACUUCAUUGGUUAAUAACAUAGUAAAAGCAUCUUGAUCGGUUAAUAAUUAGAUCACACAAUGUUUUACUAUCAUGUGCUGCUAAGAGCUGUAGGAGACACAUUUAAGAGUCACUUGCUGCUCCCAAGCCACACUCUGAGUAUCACUGUUUUUGUGUAACUGGGUCAGAUUUUCAGGUCUCAGUUCUGUUAAAUGGUCCACUUAAGAACUAGAGAACUUGUUUUAAACUUUUUUUGAGGGGGGAGGGGAACCCUUGCAUUAACCAAAGUAUCAAACCAAAAGAACCCAGGAGGGGUGGAAAAAUGCCAAUGUGGAAUGGAAACUAAUUACUAGAGGAUAAUAUUAAUCACUCUUUUUUUUUUGCAUCAAAAAUGGAAUUGAAAAGCAGGAAUCACAAUUUUAUAAGAAUUGUUACUUUAAUGUUAACAAUUAUGUUCAUCCCAUGCUAUUGGCCUGUUGCUGGAAAAGUCAAAAGUAUGGAUGGGACCUAUUUACUCAGCACUGGUGACAAAUUUAAAUCACAGUUAAUUGGCAAAAAGGCUUUGUCACAAAAGCGACAUCAAAAUGUCUGUUGCUAAUUGACUUGAUACUUUACAAAUACAAUAAGGUGAUUUACUACAAAACUGCAUAUUUCUAUUCUGUAAUCCCUGUUUUGCAAAGGAAAAUCUGCACCGUGACUGGUCUGAUUUGCCAUUCUAAUUAAUGGGCAAAGAAUGCCACACAUCUGGUGGUUCACCAAAGUGUAGGCUGUAGGUCCAGGUGUAUGUACAUACAGCCAAAUUCAGCUCUCAGUGACACUGGUACAAUCCAAAUGAAAUAAAAGGGAUUGGUGUCACUAAAAGCAAAAGUUAUGCCCGUGUUUCAGUUUCUUUACCAUACAGAGCACAGUGGGCUGUUGGCUAUAAUACGUAACUUUGUUUAAAUCCAACUGAAAAGAGCUUACAAAUAGAUCACAUCAAUGCAGACUGAGCUGAUACAUACCAACGCAGCCCCACGUAGGUAUAUGUAACCUGUUUGCAAGCUCUAUUAUCGUACAAGAAAUGUUAUCAUUAACCAAUCAAUUAUCCUUUUAUGUUCUCCUAGUAGAUGGCACUUUCCUCAGCGAGAAAAACAAAACUACUAUAUAACUAGGUCUACUUUUUUCUCACAAGUCUGUUUAACACUGGCAUAAUUCCAAGCACUCACUCGAGUACAAAUGCAGUAUAACCGGGAGCAGCAUUUAGCGCAACACAUCUAAAUAUUAGAGUUAGCAGAUGAAAUAAUCAAACUAGGCAAUAAAUGACUUUUGAACAAUGAUAGUUUGUUUUAACAUAGACAGACAACAAGUUUGGUCUAAGACUUUUUAUUGGCGUGACAAUGAAGGCCUUUUAAAGUGUGUUUUGCAUUGUACUCUACUGUAAUUUAUUUGUAUUAAAAUAU
Messenger RNA from Pelodiscus sinensis (Chinese soft-shelled turtle), 3843 nucleotides. NCBI's taxonomy places the organism in Eukaryota, Metazoa, Chordata, Testudines, Trionychidae. The record is from RefSeq and is a predicted model, not a curated record.